Aaosphaeria arxii CBS 175.79 is the source of this 1145-nucleotide messenger RNA. Its product is annotated as acyl-CoA N-acyltransferase. The record is from RefSeq and is a predicted model, not a curated record. Gene Ontology annotation, molecular function: acyltransferase activity, transferring groups other than amino-acyl groups. The transcript has a single exon. Lineage: Eukaryota; Fungi; Ascomycota; Dothideomycetes; Pleosporales. The coding region runs from base 105 to 713 and encodes 202 amino acids.
AGCACCUACAGCCCAGAUACAAUUUUGCGAAGCAUUGUUAUUCUUUUAACUACCGCCUAACUCACAAUUGCGCGACUUUCUUUUCCCCACUAAAUUAAGAUACGAUGAGUGAUCCCAUAGCCGACGCCAAAGCGCAAGAAGCAACCCAUAGCUUCGCAUUCCGCGCCGCCACUACAUCAGAUAUACCCGCACUCCAGGAGAUGAUCGGACAGUCACUACGUGGCCUAUCCAUUGGCCAUUAUACCCAAGCCGAAUUGGAUGGAUCAAUUGGUUUCCUCUUUGGGCCUGACACAUUACUCAUCCACGACCAAACAUAUUUCAUUCUCCAUCCGAUCUUGUCCCCGGAUGUCAUAGCAGCCUGUGGAGGUUGGUCUUUCCGGCGGACGCUUUACGGUGCAGACCGCGCUCCGGGUCGCAUGCCAGAGAAACGAGAUCCCAAAAUUGAAAGGGCAAGCAUCCGUGCCAUAUUCACGCAUCCUGAGUGGGCGCGCCGUGGGCUAGGUACAAUGAUGAUGCGCUAUUGCGAACACAAGGCGAAAGAAGGUGGUUUCAACCGUUUAGAGAUGGGAAGUACGUUGAGCGGAGUCGCGUUGUAUGAGAAAUGUGGCUAUGUGAAGAGUGGAAAAGAGGAGGACAGAGUGAAAUGCCCGAAUGGCGAAGUCAUUAGAAUCGUUCACAUGAUUAAAGACGAUGGUGCCGACUCACGGGAAUGAUCACGAUACCAACAACGGACUUGCUCGUACUAGAGGCUGGUUUACGAGAUUCUUUUCGCGAUCUUGAUUGCGGAUGAACAACGAAUGAUCUAGAAUCACGACGAGUGCGAGGUCUACUUGUAUAGCGUACGACCAAUUGCCACUCAUUUUGUAUAUGAUGGAGAAUCAACCCAUUACCAGGUCUCAUCUGAUAUUGAAAUUGGAGCCUGAUACUCCUAGAUCUGACGGGAACAGUGAUUAUUUGGGCAAACAUCGAUUUGGUCCAAUGAGAUGAAAUCGCAAUUGCAAAAUAGCAUCGUGGGAUUGUUCUCAUGGGUGUGUUUUUCGCACUGUAACACGCAUGAAACCGAUAGACAGAUAGAUAGACAUAUUGCCAUAUUGUAGACCAUCUCAUAGGCGUUUGAAGACAGUGUUAGUCCUAUUCAUAUGCAC